UGACUAGAAGUGGGUAACUCGUGCGAAGGCAAAGGGGUUAGGUUUGUUAAUCAAAUGGUUCACUUUGGCUGUAAAAAAGUCUUGUUCUGGAGAGUAAGGCCCUGUAGCCAAAGGCCGUGCUGUACAGUAUAUGUGCCUCCCGGAAAGGGUCAUAUAACGGGGGUCGCAAACAUCAGCAACCGCUACUCUGCCUAUGCAAUCAUUGCUCUCGUUCUUUCUUCGAAGUGCAAUGAAGAUCAAAGACAAAACUCUCAUGCGCUCAAGCAAGGAGAUAUGGAGGCCAAAUUCGCCUCGAGGCUACAAUAGUUUUCGAGCCCACAGCGAUUCAUCACAGAACGACUUGCGUGUAUUAAGGGUUCCAAACGAGGUCUAUAGCUAUUACAAAGAUCUACAUUUUGGGGAACGACAGCGAGGCUUCAACAGCUCCAUUCUGAAUUCGUGGUCCAUCUUCGCCAACGCGAAGCGUUCUGACGCCAACGAAUCGCGCAGGAACCGCAGACCCUCCUCGGCCGUGAAUGCAUGGUAUGCGGCUAAUGUUGCCGUCUCGUCGAAGGUCGUGGUGAUAGUGGUAGUGGUGCUGAUGGUAAGAACAACAGACGAGACGGUAUCCUUCCAAGCCAAACCUGCCGCGACCCCGAUGAAGGGGGCGGCGGCAGGCGUGCUGACGGCCAAGAGUCCGUCCCCCCGGGUCACGAAGACGGCGCCGGCGGUCAGCAGGCUUGCCGCCGCCUCCCUCAUCGGGAUUACAGAACAUCCUUCCUUGAGCUUGUCUAACUUGGAGUACUUGGGCGGACCCGAUAGAAAUGCACGGUCCCCCUCGCUGGGUUUCAAUGCCACCGGUUUCGAUUGUCUUGCGAAUAAGAAUACCAGGGAACGCCCGUCCCGGUACGGCGAGAGAGAGAGCGUGGUUGCUAGGUAUGCUUCGGUGUAAAUACGCCCUCUUGCUGGGUCUCAGACAAUGACGGAUAUCCGCUGAUUGCAUCUGGGUCGGCGAUAAGCGAGGGGUCCAAGUCGACCACUACGCCACGCUUAUGCGCGCAGCCAUGACUCGGAAGUGACAUACAAAGGAACAGGACUCGAUGGCAUCUUCGCCACCUCUGCCAUUCCGCUUCGAGUACUUACUACUUUGGCUUUUCCUUUCGCCAUUGUGCUUGUUUGUUGAGGAUGGGGAGUGGGUGUUGGG
This is a messenger RNA of Fimicolochytrium jonesii, 1183 nucleotides long. RefSeq lists its product as uncharacterized. The transcript is spliced from 4 exons. NCBI's taxonomy places the organism in Eukaryota, Fungi, Chytridiomycota, Chytridiomycetes, Spizellomycetales, Powellomycetaceae. Bases 194 to 931 code for a protein of 245 amino acids. The record is from RefSeq and is a predicted model, not a curated record.